Messenger RNA from Trichophyton rubrum CBS 118892, 2557 nucleotides. RefSeq lists its product as uncharacterized. The record is from RefSeq and is a predicted model, not a curated record. Lineage: Eukaryota; Fungi; Ascomycota; Eurotiomycetes; Onygenales; Arthrodermataceae. The transcript is spliced from 4 exons. The coding region runs from base 915 to 1721 and encodes 268 amino acids.
GCGGGUGUUCCUGGGCCCAGAAACCAAUUUCGGGGUCAGAGCGUAUUCCCUAUGUACCACUAGGACAACUAUCGCCUGCGCUUUAACGACCGGCAAAGUUCGCAGGCGCUUCUGAUUGGGUUGCACCGCAUACCGAGCCUGCAUGUGAAUGGUGACACCCCUUUUUUCUAGCAGCCCAAGCAGGUACGGCCGCCGUAUAUGUAUAUCGAACGGUUCCAGUUCUCCAUAAAUUACCUGGAUAUGCAUGGUCAUAAACGGCAGGGAUACGGCAAGUUCUCGCCCAGACACGCACUUCGUCCCUUGCCCAGAGCGAGGCUUCUCCUCUCCUUUCCAUCGCUCGUACAACUCCGUCCCUUCUGCCUCCAUCUCGCAUUCUUCGACAGUCCUUUUUUUUUUCUUUCCCUCCACACUCUUUUUUCCUUAGGCUAGGUUCAUCUCGUCGAGCGGCUGCUGAUGAGAUCGUCUGCUCCAACCACAGUCCUUCAGAGUCCUUGAAUGCUAGGGCUCUCUCCUCCCGGUUACUCCGUCAAUUUCACACUCUCUUAAACGUCAAGUCAAUCAAUUUUUUUCGAUUGCGUGGUUUUUUUGAGGCGUCCUCGUAGGUGGUGCAUACAGAUACACACAUCUUGACGUACGAAUUAUUUCAUCGGUGCCGACCUGUCACUGGGCGUACGGACCGGUAUCCUCAGGAGGACGCUGGAAAGGAGAUGUUUUCAAGUCGAAUAUAAAACAUCAACUCAUUGAUAUCCACCCAGGGCAUUCCGGCCAACCAUUCUCUGAUAUCGACCGUCCCAGACUCGGCGUCUCGCUUGACAUCCAUUUCUUUAUAUACAAGUCGACCCUCCCCUUCAUCCACAGGGGUAAAAAAAAUUAUUAUUAUUUUUUUUUUUUUUAUCAAGAAUCAACCUGUAAAUAUGAAGAUAUAUACGCCCAAGGCCGUCAUGGCGGUGGCCUUCCUACUGAGUUCGAGCCUGUCAUGCGUUGAAGCGAAACUCGAUGAAAGCCUCAAGGGAUGCUACAAAGGUUCCGGAAGUUUGAAGGACAUGGGGCCCACCAAAUACCAGAGCACAGGAGCUUGUCGAGACUUAUGCACCCAAUCUCAGAACGCAGUAUUUGCGCUUCAUGACACUGACCGAUGCUCUUGCGGUGAUAAAUAUCCUCCAGAGAGCCUGAAGGCCGCAUCUACAGAUAAAACCUGCGUUCUCGUCAACUGCCCUGGCUUUGACAAAGAUAAAUGUGGUGGAAAGAACAGCUUUGCAGUCUACCUGACCGGUCUAGUCGAUGACCCGGCAACAGAGGGCGGCGCAGACGACGGCGAUGCCACGAAGACAUCGUCGACUCCUCAGCCAACAAGCAGCGAGGGAGGAGGACACACGAUCAUCAUCACUCCUAGCAGCAAGCCUGCCCCGUCAGGCCCCAACAAGGCUGGAAUCGCCGCCGGUGUAGUCGUCGGCGUCGUGGCCAUCGGCGCCAUCAUCGGGGGUGUCAUCUUCUUCCUCAAAUACAGAAAGCGACAAAAGGUAGUUGAUGAGUACCGUCGCAACCAGACAAUCAACAACUUCGUCGCUGGAGGGAAACCGUCGUACAGCCAGAGCUCGGCGGAUUCACGACUAGACCCAAGCAUGACAUCUCAGCGCCGCCAGAGCAACGGCAGCAUUGCUGACGACCAGGACUUCUCACGGCGGGUUUUGAAGGUCACCAACCCGGAUGGAAAUUACUAAAUAUACCCACGUCGAUAUACGUUCAUCAAGGCCGCCUCCUACUGCCUCUGCCUUUCCUUCUCCUUUUUGUCUGGGGGGAGCGCUCCCCAUUCUAAUUGAUCGCGACUUGUCGAUACUCCUGAUUAAACCCGAUUAUUAACGCCCGUGUAUAUUUCCGUUCCCUCGCCGUCGCUUACACUUGUACCUCAGCCCCCGUUCCCCGACCUGUAUUUUCAGCUUUGACCUUACGACCCAAAACUAACCUCCACCUUGUGAUUCCUUCUCGGCGUUAUACCACGUUCGCACAGUCUUUUCGGAAAGGAGGGGAGUUUUGUGGACGUAUACUCCUUUUUUUCAUCUCCUUUUUCUUGUCUGUACACCCUCACUCUCACUCCUUCCCUACCGCAGACGAGUACGGGAUAAGCAAAGCAGACGUCUGGGGGUGAAUUUGAAGUCUUCCAAAUGAAAUGACCAGUCAAAGUGUCGUCCUUCCAAGCUCCUCUAUUUUCCUUAUGCCCAUUUUUUCUGUUCUCCUUCCUGCUCCUCUGUUGGACGUGUGCUAUGAUCCAUAUCUCUCGUGGCCUGCCAUAUUCCCGAACUCUUGUUAUAUCUCUCUUAUAUCUCUUUACCUACAUAUCUUCUAUCUCCUUUCCCCCCCUCCCCCUCCGUCUUCCUAUAUACCUUCUACUAUGUAUGCAUCUGGGCGUUACUGUGUAUUAUUCCUCACCGGCUUCCUAUAUACAUCUCUUAUUUUUACUAAGUUGACGUCUUGGACGACUGGCUCUCUCUUACCCCCGUUUUAUACCGUACAUAUAUAUACAUACUAUUAUUACUAUAUGGUCUAUCUGUCUGCCUUC